AGCUGAAGUUGGGUUUGUAUUUUGUAUUUCAGCUAUGGGAGCUGUAGGGUUUCGUUCACUGCUUGCUGUCUCAGCACUUUUUCGAGUCAUUUUGAUUAUCUAUGGAGAAUGGCAGGAUGGUCAUAUGGAGGUUCGAUAUACAGAUGUAGAUUACCUUGUCUUUUCUGAUGCUGCUGCUUUAAUGGCAUCAAAGGAAUCGCCUUACAAGAGAACUACGUAUCGUUAUUCACCUCUGCUAGCAUUCCUGUUGAUUCCAAAUUCAUUUAUUCAUCCCUCAUGGGGAAAAUUUCUUUUCUCAGCUUCUGAUUUGCUGGUAGGCUUGUUUAUCCACAUCAUCUUGAAGCAGCGUAAGGUGCCUGAAGACCUAUGUACAUACUCUGUAAUGGUAUGGCUCCUCAAUCCAUUUACCUUCACCAUUGGAACCCGUGGGAACUGUGAGCCCAUUGUUUGUGCCAUGAUUUUGUGGAUCAUUAUCUGUCUUAUGAAUGGUAAGUUGCUACAAGCCGCAUUUUGGUAUGGACUUGUUGUACAUUUCAGAAUUUAUCCAAUAAUCUAUGCACUCCCUAUAAUCUGGGUUCUUGGUCCAUACUUCUUCCAAUCUCAUCCGAGGACUCAACUUCGAAAUCAGAACUUGAGUCAAGAAGAGACUAGUGAAAAUAGUACUCCAAGGACUGGUUGCUGCAGCGCAUGGAUUAUCUUAAGAAAUAUAUUUACAAGACAGAGGAUUAUCUUUGCCCUGGUCUCUGGGGGUGUUUUCCUCUCAUGCACUGGUCUUUUCUUUUAUUUAUAUGGAUGGGAGUUCCUGCACGAGGCGCUAUUAUACCAUCUUACUCGUACAGACCCAAGACACAAUUUCUCCAUUUACUUCUAUCACAUCUAUCUCAAUUACGAAAAGGAAUUUUCACUGGUGGAAAAGCUCAUCUCUUUUUUGCCUCAAUUUAUAGUACAACUGGUUCUUAUUUUUAGCUUUGCAAGGGAUCUACCUUUCUGCAUCUUUGUGCAGACAGUGGCUUUUGUUGCCUUCAACAAGGUAAUAACAGCACAGUACUUUGUCUGGUUCUUUUGCUUGUUGCCUCUCAUAAUGCCAUGGAGUAGGAUGAAGCUUAAAUGGGAAGGUACAUAUUGCAUUUUAUUAUGGAUGGCAGCUCAAAUUCAUUGGUUGAUGUGGGGCUAUCUGCUUGAGUUCAAGGGGAAGAAUGUCUUCUUGCAGCUUUGGAUGGCAAGCUUAUUGUUCUUGGCUGCUAACACUUUUGUCCUGAUCAAGAUCAUCCGGAAUCAUAAAUUCUCUCCGGAGUUUGAACAGUAUGACCAUGGGAAUUCAAAGAAUAUUGUGAAACUUGAGUGAGAAAAUGAAUAUUGUGAAACUUGAGUGAGAAGAUGGGUUUCAACAUUCAGCAGUGGUUCAAGAGGACCUCGACACGGACCCUCUUCUCUGGUUUUUCUUUUUCCUGGGGUGAGGGUUCAGAUUCCCUAGCUCCCAGGGGUGUUAGUAGAAAUUUAGUCAUUCCAUAUUCUAUUGCUAAACGAAGAGUAGCAAGUGUGAAACGGAGCGACGAUUUCUUAUUUUCUAUAUUCUGGAGAUCUCUAGCUUUUGUCUUACAGUGUAGGGAUUUGAAGAUAAUAUGCUGACUGAUAUUGAAGGACGAUUUAUAUAGUUGGAUGAUAAAUCUUUUGCUUUGAA
Carica papaya (papaya) is the source of this 1681-nucleotide messenger RNA. It is a transcript of the gene PNT1, whose product is annotated as mannosyltransferase family protein. NCBI's taxonomy places the organism in Eukaryota, Viridiplantae, Streptophyta, Magnoliopsida, Brassicales, Caricaceae. Gene Ontology annotation, biological process: GPI anchor biosynthetic process. The record is from RefSeq and is a predicted model, not a curated record. Gene Ontology annotation, cellular component: glycosylphosphatidylinositol-mannosyltransferase I complex; membrane. Gene Ontology annotation, molecular function: alpha-1,4-mannosyltransferase activity; GPI mannosyltransferase activity.